This is a messenger RNA of Erythranthe guttata (spotted monkey flower), 3226 nucleotides long. RefSeq names its product dentin sialophosphoprotein, putative (DUF1296). The record is from RefSeq and is a predicted model, not a curated record. Lineage: Eukaryota; Viridiplantae; Streptophyta; Magnoliopsida; Lamiales; Phrymaceae. Gene Ontology annotation, molecular function: protein binding.
UCAUCCGUCUGCAAAUUCUUUUUUUCAAUUUGUAUUAAAUUUUUUUCCCAAUUUUUUCGCCAUUAUCGAAAACCUAAUUUCAGUUUCAAAACCCUCGCUCUCUCUAACCCCUCUCUCCCUUUCUUCCCUCUCUCUCUCUCUCUCAGCCGUUCUCUUCUUCCUCCAAUGCAAAACACCGUUUGAUUCCAAACCCUAAUUUCGUCGGUCCAGGAUUCUCGUCGGAUACAUUCCGUUCGUUACGUGUGCAAGGGGAGGAGGGUUGUUGCUUUCGUGUUUUACCGCUGUUUCUCUCUGUUUUUUUUCUUUUCCGGUUGGUGAUUGGAGAUGGUUUCGUCCGGUUCGAGAACCGAGGGCGGGCCGCUGGUUAUAUCGGCGGGCGUGCGAAGAACUAUACAAUCGAUUAAAGAGAUCGUGGGGAAUCACUCGGAUGCUGAUAUUUACGCGGUGCUUCAGGAUACGAACAUGGACCCUAAUGAAACCGCUCAAAAGAUGCUCAAUCAAGAUCCAUUUCACGAGGUGAAAAGAAAAAGAGACAGGAAAAGAGAGAUUUCAGGGUACAAGAGCUACAUUGCUGCAGAUCCCAAGAAAAGUGCCGACCCUGCUCAUAUGCCAGUAAAGUUUAGUGCUUAUUCUGACCGCAAUACUCGAAGAGGUGUUUCUACUCGAAAUGCUGCACCUGAUGCAGGAGCCAACCGAGAGUUCCGUGUUGUUCGAGACAACAGAGUUAAUCAGAAUGCCGGUACAGAUUUAAAACCUGUUCAAAGUUCUAAUUCUACGAGUGAGGACACUGUCUCUAUGAAGAGCACUUUGACUGGAAUUUCUGAACAUCAAGAGCCUCCAGCUGGUCAGCGUUCAACUCAAGCUUUAAAUAGACCUGCUGAUUUACAAGCUCCACAAAUUAAGAUUGCUAAACAAAGCGGUAAUGACAAGAAAGAAAUGCCUUCGGAGAAGCGGCUUGCAAGUACAAAUGUUAAUUCACGAUCGCAUAAAAAGGCAAAUGGCCCCCAACCACAUUCUACAAAUUCUUCUACCAGUUCUGUCGUGGGUGUAUAUUCAUCGUCUUCUGAUCCUGUUCAUGUACCUGCUGCUAGACCUGCUGCUAGUGUUGGGGCCAUCAGGAGGGAAGUUGGAGUUGUGGGACCUCGUCGUCAGUCAUCGGAUAAUUCUGCUAAGCCCUCAUCUCAGAACAUCUCUUUGCCCAAUACACAAUCAGGUCGAGAAAGUCACUCACGGGAUUCAGCAAGACCAUUAAGUGCUCUACCUAAGACCGACCAAUCAGUUCAAGAUGUGGCACCGGAGUCUGCUAUGCCUGGUUUGCCAGCAAACAGAAGUUUUUCAAGUAAUCAAUAUGGUAGCAGACAACAUCAACUCAUGGGCCAUCAGAAAGCUCCUCAGCCUAAUAAGGAAUGGAAGCCAAAAUCAAGCGUGAAACCAAUUGCCAAUGGUCCUGGCGUUAUUGGAACUCCUGCAAAAACAAUUUCUCCCCCUGCGGUCAAUCCAGAAGACUUGAAAAAGGAAGCUGCUCAGAUGCAAGAUAGUAUGUCACGAUUGAACCUCUCUGAGAAUCAAAAUGUGAUUAUAGCAGCACAUAUCCGUGUCUCCGAGACAGACAGAUGUCGACUGACCUUCGGCAGCUUGGGCGCUGAAUUAGAUGGUUCGACGAAUUCAGUGAGCAUGUCUGCUGAUGGUGCAGAAGAAGUAUCUGCUGAACCUUCUGGAAGCAUUUCAGUUUCGGUUCCAGAAUCUUCACCAGAUGAUCUUGGUGGUAGCAGACAAGUAGAGACGAUGGAUGACUCUGUCCGCAGCUCAGAGUCCAAUUCUCCCGAUUCUGGUGCUGUAUCUGAUCACACACUGACGGAGAAGAAAGAGCCUUCAAAUCCGAAGAAUCUGGAAAACUAUGCUGCUGUUGGCUUGGUACGAGUAAAUAGCCCAUCUUACACUCCAGAAUUGCUACAGCAGCAAGAUGCUUCUGAAUUGCCGACCUUCUCGGGUUAUGAUCCACAGAUGGGAUACGAUAUCUCAUACUUCCGUCCAAUUGUUGAUGAAACCUUUAGAGGGUCGGGCUUGCCAUCAUCACAGGAGAUCCUAAGUGUGCACACAUCAAAUGCGAUGCCUGCUUCCACGAUGGCAAUGGUACAACAACAGCAGCAACAGCAGCAGCAGCUGGCCCAGAUGUACCCCCAGCUUCAUGUUUCUCAUUUUGCUAAUCUAAUGCCGUACCGUCAGUUCCUAUCUCCUGUCUAUGUACCACCAAUGCCUGUGCCUGGUUACUCUAACAGUCCUGCCUAUCCUCAUCCCUCAAACGGUAGCAGUUAUGUAUUGAUGCCUGGAAAUAGCAAUUUCCAGGCAUCAAGUGGCGUCAAGUACGGCAUCCAGCAAUUUAAGCCUGUCCCUGCUGGUAGUGCAACUGGGUUUGGAAACUUCACCAAUCAGUCCGGUUAUGCCAUCAGUACUCCUGGGAUUGUUGCAAGUGCACCUGGGCAUGAUGAUUCAUCUCGGCUCAAGUACAAAGAUAAUCUUUAUGUUCCUAACCCUCAGGCAGAGACAUCUGAAAUUUGGAUGAACCCAAGGGAUCUUUCUGGUAUGCAGUCAGCAUCGUACUACAACAUGCCUGGGCAGACACCUCAUCCUGCUUAUUUGACAUCACACAGUGGUCAUGCUUCUUUUAACGCGGCUGCACAAUCGUCUCAUAUGCAGUUCCCGGGAAUGUACCAUCCUUCUCCACAGCCCACUGCAAUUGCAGGUCCUCACCAUAUGGGCCCCUCCAUUGGCGGCAAUGUUGGUGUUGCCGCUCCAGCUCCCGGAGCACAAGUGGGUGCCUAUCAGCAACCUCAGCUUGGGCACUUGAAUUGGAACGGAAACUUCUGAAGAGAGCUAGCUCUUUGUUGGACGGACCCCCUCCUCUAGCUUGCAAAGGCAGAUAUAAAAGCUAUAGGUACUUUAACUGUGUCAUUAUGAAAUGUAAAGACUGCUUUAUGGUUUUAAUGAAUGCAUUGAGAAGUUGUCUUGCCCAUCUUGCCUUAGCCUAUUUUGAUCUCUAGGACAGAUUCCUUGAGUAGGAGCUCCAGAUCUCAAGUACCUCUUAGUACUUGAGAUGCUGUUCGUUUUUUUCGUAUAGUAUCUCAUUUACUAAGGUUUGAUAGUUUGUUUCAGCUCUUAGUUUUGUUUCUGUUCUGUGAGAAAUCUUUACUGUGUUCUGUCCAUAUUAACAAGUUAAUUUUCUUAA